Lepisosteus oculatus (spotted gar) is the source of this 3144-nucleotide messenger RNA. RefSeq names its product methionine adenosyltransferase 2Ab (gene mat2ab). NCBI's taxonomy places the organism in Eukaryota, Metazoa, Chordata, Actinopteri, Semionotiformes, Lepisosteidae. Gene Ontology annotation, molecular function: ATP binding; methionine adenosyltransferase activity. Gene Ontology annotation, biological process: S-adenosylmethionine biosynthetic process. Gene Ontology annotation, cellular component: cytosol; methionine adenosyltransferase complex. The record is from RefSeq and is a predicted model, not a curated record.
GUUUGCCGGCACAUUCAGCCAAGAGGAUCCGGUCAGCUUGCUUGUUACAGAGGGCAGUAAAAACAAAAGAGAAAAAAAGUCCCCAAAAACCCUACGUACCUAAUACAUCAUUAGAUAAACCUUAGAGUUCUUAAAGCAGAGUUUAUAUUGGUAAGCUUUAAAUCCAGUUUUGAAGAUGAUGAAUGGGCAAAUCAACGACUUCCACAGCUCCCUGAUCGAGGAAGACUGCUUUCUCUUCACUUCGGAGUCUGUCGGGGAAGGUCACCCAGACAAGAUCUGCGACCAGAUCAGCGAUGCCGUUUUGGACGCCCAUCUCAAGCAGGACCCGGAUGCCAAAGUCGCCUGCGAAACGGUGGCGAAGACUGGCAUGAUCCUUUUGGCUGGAGAGAUCACAUCCAGGGCCAACGUGGACUAUCAGAAGGUCGUGCGGGAAACCAUUAAGCACAUUGGCUACGACGAUUCCUCCAAAGGUUUUGACUACAAGACCUGCAAUGUGCUGGUGGCCCUGGAGCAGCAGUCUCCUGACAUUGCCCAGGGCGUGCACCUGGACCGCAACGAGGAGGACGUGGGAGCUGGGGACCAGGGUCUGAUGUUUGGCUAUGCCACUGACGAGACCGAGGAGUGCAUGCCCCUGACCAUCGUUCUUGCCCACAAGCUGAACGCCAAGAUGGCAGAGCUGCGCCGUAAUGGCACCCUGCCCUGGCUGCGCCCCGACUCCAAGACCCAGGUGACUGUGCAGUACCGUCAGGACCGUGGGGCUGUGAUCCCGGUGAGGGUCCACACCAUCGUGGUCUCCGUGCAGCACGAUGAGGACGUGCACCUGGACGAGAUGAGGGACGCGCUGAAGGAGAAGGUGGUCAGGGCUGUGGUGCCCUCCGUCUACCUGGACGACGACACCAUCUACCACCUGCAGCCCAGCGGCCGCUUCGUCAUCGGGGGCCCGCAGGGCGAUGCUGGUCUCACUGGCCGGAAGAUCAUUGUGGACACCUACGGGGGCUGGGGCGCGCACGGAGGCGGCGCCUUCUCCGGGAAGGACUACACCAAAGUGGACCGGUCAGCUGCCUACGCCGCUCGCUGGGUGGCCAAGUCCCUGGUCAAGGCUGAGCUGUGCAAGCGGGUUCUGGUCCAGGUCUCGUACGCAAUUGGAGUGUCGCAUCCGCUGUCAAUCUCCAUUUUCCACUAUGGGACUUCCCAGAAGAGUGAGAGAGAGCUUCUGGAGAUUGUCAAGAAGAACUUUGAUCUCCGACCUGGGGUCAUCGUCAGGGAUCUGGACCUGAAGAAACCCAUUUAUCAGAGGACCGCUGCAUAUGGCCACUUUGGUAGGGAUUCCUUCCCUUGGGAGGUGCCCAAAAAGCUCAAAUACUAAACUUGUUAAGCUUUUUUUCCCCAGGCCUGUUGGUGUAUACUACAGAGAAGCCUUCCAGGUCUUAGGGGGGAAAAGGCCCAAAAGUCUCCUCCUAAACAAAAUCAAAACCCCAAACCCUGUCUUCUCCUAACUCAUCUUCUACUUCUUGACCACUCCGAGCUGCUGUUAGCUUAGUCUGUGUGUGUACGGGACCAUAAGAGAUCGGCUUCGUAAAUGGCACUUGUUCCAUUUGAAUGUACUCAUUCAUCUUGGUUUUUUCCGUUGUGGGGUCUGUACUUUUUUGAGACUAGACUUGUCCAUGGAUUCCCAGGGCCUGACCCUUGAUUUAGUAACUUGAGACCACUGGUGCUUUCCCCAACCCCCCAAUACAAUUAUCUCCUUCCACCCUCAACAGAUUUGUAACGGUCUGUUUUAUCCCUUCUAUAAAAAGGCUGGCUGUCAGCUGAAUUAGAAUAAAUAUUGCACAGUAGAACUGCAAGGUGGCAUAAUUAAGAGCUUGUGAGACAAGUGGGUAUUUGUCUUUACAGCUCAAAAACACACCUGAUUAUUCGUUACACUUCUCUCCCGGGAAUGCCCAGUACAUUGUGAGACAUAGAAUAGCUCAAAGCAUUGAUUUCUUAAAAAGAGAUACCGCACACUAAGUUAUCCUGCUUCAGCAAGGCUUUUGCAGUGCAUGGCUGCCUGCUGUUAUCUAAUAGGCUUUUUCUGAAGUCUGUGUGUAGUUUUUAAUAUCUGUUAGAUGACCCGAAACAGGGCUGUGGUUAUAUAGAGUAUUUAAUCAAAAACGUAGCAGAUUUUUAAAAAUGUUUUAUCCCCCUCGCCCAAUAAAAAGUAACCCCUUUCCUUGCUGGGGCCCCUCUCGUUGCGGGACGUUGUGUUACAGUGGUACACCUUGUGACGGAGGUUUUUUAAAAAUGCUAUGCAUCGUGGAUGAAGCACUAGCCAAACCUUGGUUUGUGACCUUCCUGUUUUCCCAGCGCAGGUCAUGGGUGCCUUGUGAUGUAAUACAGAAAAGUCAGAAGGCCCUUGUACCCGAGGUCUGUAGAAUUGACACACUGGUACUUGACGUUUUAUUUUCUUUCUGAGAAAGUUAAUUCCACCAACGGUGCAGAAGCACUCCUUCUGAGGGCGGCUUCUGCUUUGUUUCUUUUUAACAAAGGUGAAAUUUCAGCUCCCUUUCUGUCAUGACAGCAGGUGUAGAUACAGAGAAACCAGCUCCCAUCAUGGCAUAAAGAAGGGUGUCAACAAAGCUCUCAAUACUUGAAAAAUGAUUGUCUAGUUGUUUCCUAUUUAUUAUUGUACUCUGAAGCUCUGCGUCGAUACAGAGAAGCCCGAGCUUCAGAAGGCAGCUCUUUUAGGUUUUUUUUUCUUUCCGAAUGCCAUAAUUCAUUUGUUUCCAGCAACCCCUGUGGGCUGAGGUGUCCUACAGAAAAGCCUUGGGUUUCCUCGCAGGGUUCUGGCUGGUGUGGAAUAUUCUUGAGUGGAUAGGUGAGCAUAACCACUUAGGCUUCUUUUUUUUUUUUUGCGACGAGAGAGGCAGAUUUUGGCCGGUGUUGUACAGAGAAGCCGGCUUGUUUACCUGCUCUCUUGUUUUCAUUUUAUUUGAGAGAUUGGCCUACUGGUUGCUGUAAGUGUAAAAGUGCCUUUUCUAUUUAUCUGCCACCUCUCCCUCCACCCCCUCCCCAAAACUAUAUUUCGACCCACUCCCGUUCCUGAAAUACAAGCCCCCACGUUUAAAUUACAUGUCAAAUUGAAUAAAGUGCAAGAUCCUUCAAGAA